This is a messenger RNA of Mizuhopecten yessoensis (Yesso scallop), 1409 nucleotides long. RefSeq names its product peptidyl-prolyl cis-trans isomerase-like. Gene Ontology annotation, cellular component: intracellular membrane-bounded organelle. The record is from RefSeq and is a predicted model, not a curated record. Gene Ontology annotation, biological process: protein folding; protein peptidyl-prolyl isomerization. The coding region runs from base 163 to 657 and encodes 164 amino acids. The transcript is spliced from 6 exons. NCBI's taxonomy places the organism in Eukaryota, Metazoa, Mollusca, Bivalvia, Pectinida, Pectinidae. Gene Ontology annotation, molecular function: peptidyl-prolyl cis-trans isomerase activity.
UGGUUUGACCGCUUGACCUCGUCGUGUCUCUCCAUAGCUGACGUCACGGUCGAAUGCAGAUCUGCUUCCGGCUGAGGAACUUGGGAGUCUACACCGGCAAAUCGGAGCAGUUUCACGGAAAGAUUAGAAGGCAAACCACGUGUUUCCCCCCUAAGUGACAGAAUGGCUAAAUCCCAGGUUUUCUUCGAUAUCUCAAUCGGAAAGUCGCCAGCAGGCAGGAUAGUGAUGGAGCUGCGCGGCGACGUUGUUCCCAAAACUGCAGAAAAUUUCAGAGCCCUUUGUACAGGUGAAAAGGGAUUUGGAUAUAAAGAUAGCAAGUUCCAUAGGGUUAUUCCGAAUUUCAUGUGUCAAGGAGGUGACUUUACCAGGGGAAAUGGAACUGGAGGCAAAAGUAUUUACGGAAACAAAUUUGAGGAUGAAAACUUCAUAUUGAAGCAUACUGGCAAAGGAGUGCUUUCAAUGGCCAACUCCGGCAAGAAUACCAAUGGGUCACAGUUCUUCCUAUGUACAGAAAAAACGGCAUGGUUAGAUGGCAAGCAUGUCGUGUUUGGAAACGUUAUAAGCGGAUUUGAGAUCCUCGAUAAAAUGGAAGCAGUCGGGUCAGAAUCGGGCAAGACUUCUAAAGAUGUGGUAAUCACCAACAGCGGUGAAAUAUAAUAACAGUGGUGAAAAGUGGUGAAAUCACCGACAGUGAACAACAACAGUGGUGAAAUCACAGACAGUGAACAACAACAGUGAUGAAAUCACCGACGGUGAACAACAACAGUGGUGAAAUCACCGACAGUAAACAACAACAGUGAUGAAAUCACCGACAGUGAACAAAAACAGUGUCAGAUGAAAUCACCAACAGUGGCGCACUUGAUUUAUUACAUUAAACAUUUUCCUUCAUCAAAGACAGUAGUAUCACCACUAUACAAGAACCAUUUUCUGAUGGAAUUUCAAAAUGUUAGAUUCAACCUGAUAAAACAAGUUAUAACCGUUUUUUGAAAGUACAACUUAAUGUCACUUCUUUUGUUAAAAAAAUGUUUUCAAUCUUCUGCUCCAAUGAAAUUAUGAAAAUAUUGAAUUUCCAUGCAACUGUUUUGUGUACCUUAUGAUCAGCAGGUAUUUCGAAAAGUUUUUUAAGCACACACCCUUCUUGGAGCUUGGUAAGAUUCUAUAUUCCAUCUUCAUCAACAAGCAGAUCUUGUUAGCAUUGUAAUGGCUUCUACUUGUUUUUCGUUACAUUUCUGUUAAUUUUUCUUGUUUGUAUUUUCUAUAGGUUGUACAAAAGUCCUCUGCUUUAAUUUUGGAUAGUGUUCAGUAAAAUGUGACAUAUAAGUAAAAUCCAAGCAAUGAUCUAUGUUAACUUUUGAAAAAUAUCAUGUCAGCUGUCCUUUGAGGGAAUAUUAAAAAAAACCCACUUAAAA